GUCGAAGCACCAAGUAGUCGUGGCGAUUUAUGGCUGACGGGACAAAAACCAACUCUCGAUUGUCAGUUAUAGUCCGGAAUUUUUAUACUUCACACACGACCCGGUUCGUUUCGAUUCGAUUCGAUUCCAAAAUAUAAAACACUAACACAUUUUGGUAUUCGAUUCGAGAGUCUUUUGUUUUGUAAAAUCGGAAUCCAAAGACGCGCAUGGAACCGCGAGUGAAACGUUCAAAUUUUCAAGUGGCGCCAGCUGAUCCGACACCGAAUCGGUAUAAAUCGGGAUUGGGAAACCAAAACCAAAGCCAAACCAUUCAAGGACUAUUUCCGGACAAGUUAGUGGAGACUAGCGAGUGCCAGAAUUGGGAAUCGGGAUCAGAACAGGAUCAGAUAGAAAAGGAUUAUCGCGAGGCAUUUUAUUUUACACGUUUCGUUUUGUGUGUUCCAUAGUCAAUGUGCUGAACUGCCUCAGGCCCGCUCAUCACAUUAACUGCAGUUUAAGAUUCGCGUUACGUUCUUUGAUUAUAUAUAUAUUUUGUAUCCAUAUUGUGCAAAUUGCCAGUUGACUUUCAAUCACAAAUUCAUCCAUCCAGCUAACCCCUAGUUAGCCACCAUCCCACCGAAUCCUCUUUCGGUCGGGCUGUACAUUUUUCGAGUUCGGGCACCCGGCGGUGUGUCCCAAGUGCAGCCACCUCCAGGAAUAAAAAGCAGUUGCAGCAUCCCAAUCUCCAUCCCAGCCAGCAGGAGGUGCAGGUUCAAAUCCAGUUUCCGGGACCCAAGAAAAGGUCAGGCGGAAGGAUAAUUUCAAGGAUCCAAUGGCCAGCCAAACCAGCGGUACCGCCCACGAGCGACGCAUUCACGAGCUGGACCAAAAUGUGGAGCGCAACUUCGAUAUCCGAAAGCGCUUGGGCAAGGGUGCCUAUGGCAUCGUUUGGAAGGCCACUGACAAAAGGCAUAACGAGACGGUGGCCCUAAAGAAGAUCUUUGAUGCGUUCCGGGAUGAUACCGAUGCCCAGCGCACCUACCGCGAGGUGAUAUUCCUGCGCGCCUUUCGUCACCAUCCCAACAUUAUCCGGCUGAUGGAUGUGUGCAAGGCUGCCAACAAUUUAGACUUUUAUUUGGUGUUCGAGUUCAUGGAGAGCGACCUGCACAACGUGAUCAAGAAGGGCGAUGUCCUCAAGGACAUUCACAAGCGGUUCGUCAUGUACCAGCUGAUCAAUGCCAUCAAGUACAUGCACUCGGGCAACGUCAUCCACAGGGACCUCAAGCCCAGUAACAUCCUGAUCGAUAGCAAAUGCAGGUGAACUCAAGUGGCCGACUUUGGGCUGGCUCGCACUCUCUCCACGAAGCGGAAAUCCGACUAUGAUGAUUUCGAGGACGACGCCAUGCUGACGGACUAUGUGGCCACGCGUUGGUAUCGGGCCCCUGAAAUUCUGGUGGCCAGUCGCAGUUAUACCAAAGGCAUUGACAUGUGGGGCUUGGGCUGCAUCCUGGGCGAGAUGAUAAGACAGAAGCCACUGUUCCAGGGCACUAGCACUGUCAAUCAGAUAGAGAAAAUCGUGGCUGCCCUGCCGGCAGUGACCCAGCAGGACAUCGAGUCGAUCGGACUCACCUUCGGGAGUGUGCUGCUGUGCAAGAAGGUGCAUCGCGACCGCCGCCACUCGCUGGACGAGAUGCUGCGCAGCUGCUCCGACGACGCCAUCUCGCUGGUGAAGUGCCUCCUGGUGUUGGAUCCACACGGCCGGCUGACGGCCAAGGCGGCCCUCAAGCAUCCGUAUGUGAGCCGCUUCCGGACGGCCUCGGCGGAAAUGGAGCUGCGGGUGGACAUCCGUCCGCCGCUGAAGGACGAUGUGCGGUACCAGGUGGACAAGUACCGGAGCACUCUGUACGACAUGAUUGGCCUGGGGUCGCGAGGAAGUGCCCGGACGGUCAGCAAUGCCACGCCUUCGAGCAAUCGAGAGACCUCCGCCUCCACAACGACGACGACUACCACGACGACGAAGACGACGACGACCAAACCCCAGCGAUCCAUGUCAAGGACCAGGCGCGCCAACUCCUCAACUGCUACCAUCACCACCACAAACACUUCCACAUCCACAUCCAAUUUGCGGCAUCAGGAAGCCUCCAAGGAGCGCCUCCAGACCAUCACAGCGCAGGCGGCCCCGUUGAAGGAGCGACUGCAUCGCUCUCGGCACCGACAGCCGCAUCCCAGGCGCCUCAAUCAUCGCCAGAGCCAAUAGGACACCCCCCUAUCAUCCUGGCAGUAUGCCUUUCCCU
This is a messenger RNA of Drosophila gunungcola (fruit fly), 2273 nucleotides long. It is a transcript of the gene Erk7, whose product is annotated as extracellular signal-regulated kinase 7. Gene Ontology annotation, molecular function: MAP kinase activity; ATP binding. The transcript is spliced from 10 exons. Gene Ontology annotation, cellular component: nucleus; cytoplasm. The record is from RefSeq and is a predicted model, not a curated record. NCBI's taxonomy places the organism in Eukaryota, Metazoa, Arthropoda, Insecta, Diptera, Drosophilidae. Gene Ontology annotation, biological process: protein phosphorylation; intracellular signal transduction.